AUGUUAUUACAAUAUGCAACAGCCUAUCAGUACAUCGCAACCAGCAUUCUCAUUGCCCACUCAAUGGCCCAAGAUAUGCUCGACGAUGUCGAAGGUCAGAACACAGCCGGAGCAGAAGGCCCUUCGGACGGUUCAGUAGGAGUCACGUCAACGGGGAUGAUAAUACUCUGCACAAUAGUCGGUGUUGUUGCGGUCAUUGGAAUCUCAUCCGCAGCGCUAUUCGUCAUCGCCAAACGCCGUCAAUGGGAAAUGAGGGAGGCUAUUCGUCGCUCUGCUAGACAAAUCACCCAGGCUGUGAAGACGCCGUUGACGCCUAGAUUCCCAAGCUCCCAGCUUCGACAGCUUUCAUCGGAAUCGAAUUUAGGAGAUUCCGGAAAACAGAGAAGAGAAGCGGGUCGACGAGACAAUGAUAUGGAAAAAAAUGCUGACGUUACUGAGCAUGAAUCAUCUGGAAGCAAUAAAACUAGAACCUGGGGAAAGUUGUUUUCCUUUGGUCGUAAAUAG
Molecule: messenger RNA, 504 nt
Organism: Aspergillus tanneri
Lineage: Eukaryota; Fungi; Ascomycota; Eurotiomycetes; Eurotiales; Aspergillaceae
Exons: 2
Coding region: 1-504 (167 amino acids)
Source: RefSeq, a predicted model, not a curated record